Molecule: messenger RNA, 8178 nt
Organism: Dryobates pubescens (Downy woodpecker)
Lineage: Eukaryota; Metazoa; Chordata; Aves; Piciformes; Picidae
Gene: PHLPP2
Product: PH domain and leucine rich repeat protein phosphatase 2
Exons: 19
Coding region: 44-4099 (1351 amino acids)
Molecular function (GO): protein binding
Source: RefSeq, a predicted model, not a curated record
CGGGGCCGCCGCCGCUGCCCGGUGUCUCGCCGUCCGGCCGGCGAUGGGGGAGGCCGGGCCGGGGCCGGGGCCGGGACCAAGACCAAGACCGAGGGAGACGCCGGAGCCGGAGGAGGAGGAGGCGGCGGCGCCGUGCGGCUCGCGGGGGAGCCGAGCCGGGCCCCGCGGCGGCAUCCGGGUGCUGAAGAGAAACGUGAAGCGCAACGGGAGCAGAAGCUGUUUGAACAGGAGUCGGUUUGGUUCCCGUGAGAGGGGCUGGCUGAAAGAAGACGUAGGACGAGGCUGCGUGUAUGUGCACGGGCGAGAUUCUGCAGCUGCUGUUUCUUCAGAUUUGCGCUUGGUCCUCUGCACAGUGGACACUCCAGCAUCUGAGAUCUGUGAUGGAGAAGGGAGGAAGAACCUCUUCUUGCAACUUCAUGGGGACCUGGUCAGGAGGCUGGAGCCCACAGAAAAACCCCUUCAGAUUGUGUAUGACUACUUGGCUCAGUUGGGUUUUGAUGAUCCUGUCAGAAUGCAGGAAGAGGCAGCAAACUCUGAUCUCAGCUGCAUGAUUCGCUUUUUCAGUGAAAAGCCAUGUCAGGUGGAGCAGUUGGAUCGUGUCCUGCUCUCUGGUGUCUAUAAUGUACGCAAGGGAAAGACCCAGCUGCACAAGUGGGCAGAGCGCUUGGUGAUUCUCUGUGGUACGUGCCUCAUCGUGUCCUCUGUGAAAGACAGCCACACAGGGAAGAUGCACAUCUUGCCUCUCGUUGGAGGAAAGGUGGAAGAGAUGAAGCGCCGGCAGUACACGCUUGCUUUCACAUCUGCUGGAGCACAAGCCCAGACCUACCAUGUCUCCUUUGAAACGCUGGCAGAGUGCCAGAGGUGGCACCGACAAGCCUCCACGGUUGUGUCUAUGCGAGUUGGCAUGGUUGAUCUUUCAUGCUACAGCCUUGAGGAACUACCUGAGCACCUCUUCUACAGUCAAGACAUUGUCUACCUCAACCUACGACACAAUUUUAUGAGAUCAAGUGGAGCAGGGAGUCUUGACUCUCUUUGCAGGUUUUCUCAGUUGAAGAGCCUGAACCUGUCUCAUAAUAGACUAGGAGAAUUUCCUGUGUCACUGUGUGAGAUCUCUACUCUGACAGAGCUUAAUGUUUCCUGUAAUGGACUUCACCACUUGCCAAGCCAGAUUGGCAAAUUGUUGAAUCUCCAGACCUUCUGGCUUGAUGGGAAUUUCCUCACCUCCUUACCAGAAGAACUACAAAGUCUGCAACAACUCAGCUGUCUUGGGCUUUCCUUCAAUAACUUCUGUGAACUGCCAGCAAUUUGUGAGAAACUUGUCCUCUUAGACAAACUAUCGUUGGCAGGGAACUCGAUAGAGACCCUGGACCUUGCUGUGCUGAACCGUAUGAGUCACAUCAAAAGCGUGGACCUGAGGCUGAACAACCUGAAGAGAGCAGCAGCUGACACUCUGGAGGGGAACAAAUCUGUGACUUACAUGGAUUUACGAGACAAUCAGAUGACAGAUUUGGAUCUGAGCUCCUUGGGCAGCCUGGAGCAGCUGCACUGUGAGAGGAAUAAGCUGAAAGAGUUGACACUGAGUGGCUUCUCCCUUCGGGCCCUCUAUGCCAACAGCAACUGUCUAACAGCUGUCAAUAUUUAUCCAGUUCCUGGUCAACUGACUUGUCUAGAGCUCUCUCACAAUCAACUUCAGUGUGUCCCAGACUGGGCCUGUGAAGCAAAGAAACUGGAAGUUCUGGAUGUGAGCUACAACCUUCUUGUGGAUCUUCCGUCAAGGAUCCUCAGCAGCUUGAGCCUUCAGAAGUUGAUGGUGGGGCACAAUCGUCUGCAGAGCCUUCCUCCUCUUCUAGAACACAUUCCACUGGAAGUGCUGGACCUUCAGCACAACCUGUUGACUAAACUGCCAGAGGCACUCUUUGUCAAGGCUCUGAACCUCAGGUACCUGAAUGCAUCUGCAAACAGCCUGGAGUCCUUGCCCUCUGCAUGUACAGGGGAGGAGAGUCUGAGCAUGCUGCAGCUGCUUUACUUGACCAAUAAUAACCUCACAGAUCAAUGCAUCCCUGUCUUGGUGGGACACCCGAGCCUACGGAUCCUGCACCUGGCAAACAACAACCUACAGACCUUCCCCGCAAGUAAACUUAGUAAACUGGAGCACUUGGAAGAGCUGAAUCUGAGUGGCAACAAACUGAAAACAAUUCCCACAACAGUGGCAAACUGCAAGCUACUUCACACACUUAUUGCACACUCCAAUGAAAUCAGCAUCUUUCCGGAGAUCCUGCAUUUGCCCCGAAUCCAGUUUGUGGAUUUGAGCUGCAAUGAGUUAACUGAAAUCCUAAUACCUGAGGCACUGCCAGGUGCCUUGCAAGAGUUGGACCUGAGUGGAAACACAAACCUGGUGCUAGAGCACAAGACACUGGACAUCUUCAGUCACAUUACCACACUGAAGAUUGAUGCUAAGCCCUCCCUCACAGCAGACACAGCACUCACUUCUACCUUCUGGAGUCAUGGAGUGGCUGAGAUGGCAGGCCAAAGAAAUAAGCUGUGUGUGUCAUCCCUGGCACUGGGGAGCUUUGCAGAGGGCAUGGAGGCUGUGUAUGGCAUGUUUGAUGGUGACAAGAACGAGGAGCUGCCACGCUUGCUGCAGUGCACCAUGGCUGAUGUGCUCCUGGAGGAGGUACAGCAGUCAGACACCAUGUUCAUGUCCAACACCUUCUUGGUCUCCCACAGGAAGCUGGGCAUGGCUGGGCAAAAGCUGGGGUCCUCUGCUGUCCUUUGCUAUAUUCGUCACGACGCGGCCGAUGCAGCCAGCAACUUCUCUCUGACGGUGGCCAAUGUGGGGACGUGCCAAGCCGUUCUGUGCCGAAGUGGAAAACCACUGCCUCUCUCCAAAGUCUUCAGCCUUGAACAGUGUUCAGAAGAAGCCAAGAGAGUCAAGGAGCAAAAAGCCAUUAUAACAGAGGACAAUAAGGUGAAUGGUGUGACUUGCUGCACUCGGAUGCUGGGCUGCACAUACUUACAUCCCUGGAUCCUGCCCAAACCACAUGUCCAUUCCAUUCCACUGACUGUACAAGAUGAGCUGCUACUUCUGGGGAACAAAGCUCUCUGGGAGCACCUUUCCUACACAGAGGCUGUCUCAGCUGUGCGCCACCUCCACGACCCACUGGCUGCUGCGAAGAAACUCUGCACUUUAGCCCAAAGCUAUGGUUGCCAAGAUAAUGUAGGUGCAGUGGUGGUGUGUCUGAACAUCAGUGAUGACAGCUGCACGUGUGAGAUGCAUGGCCUCACCCUGCCAGGUUCCGGGGGAUUUAGUUCCACCACCACCAAGCCAGCAACGCCUUCAUCUAGCAGUGGAAUUGCUUCAGAGUUCAACAGUGAACUGUCUGCUUCUGAGGUUAGCAGCGAGGUGGGUUCUACUGCUUCAGAUGAACACAGCGCUGUUGGUCUUGAUGGCAGUUUGCUACCACGACAAGAGCGACGCUGCAGCCUACACCCUGUGCUCUCUUCAAGCAUCUUUCAACGCCAACCUUCUAGUGCCACCUUCUCUAGCAACCAGUCUGACAAUGGUCUAGAUAGCGAUGAUGAGCAGCCUGUGCAAGGUGUGAUGACAAAUGGCAGUAAAGUGGAGGUAGAGGUGGAUAUCCACUGCUGCAAAGGAAAGGGCCUGGAGUCUGAACCUCCUCUUGCAGAGUAUAGCUCCUCUGCUCCAGGGCCGGAGGAUGACUCCGGGCUUGUCCUUGUCAUUCGGAGACAGAAUAGUGUAAACAGCAACACUGUGCAGAGAGGGGUCAAGGAAAAGUGUGAACUGCAAAAAUCUCUUUCCACGUGCUGUCUCUAUGGAAAGAAGCUUUCCAAUGGCUCCAUAGUGCCCUUGGAGGAGAGCCUCAACCUCAUUGAAGUAGCCACAGAGGCACCCAAGAAGAAGACAGGCUAUUUUGCUGCUCCGUCCCAGAUGGAGCCAGAAGAUCAGUUUGUGGUGCCACCUGAUCUGGAGGAGGAAGUGAAGGAACAAAUGAAGCAGCACCAGGAGAAUGGAGCAGAUCAGGAACAGAAAGAGGAACAUGCAGUGACUAUGCCAGAGGAGUUUGACACAGCUUUGUAACCCUAAAAGUACUGCUCCCAGAUCAUCUGUCCCAGGAAGUUCUGACCCAUAAGAGCUCUCUUGCCCUCCAGGGGGAGCUGGGAUCUGCAAGGAGUACAGGCAUCUGCUGCUUCCUUAAUGGAGUUGAGGAAGAAUUAAGUGUGCUAAGGUCUGGGCUGUCCGCUUUUCACUGCAGAGUCUCAGUAGUUCUGUGAACGCUUGGACCAGCAGCUGAGCUCUGUGUUAGGGACUGUCUGGAAAUUGUGCAGGCACUAGGAAAUGGGCAGGUGUUCCAACACCUGUGUGUAGCUCCUUGAACCCUGAGGUUCUGCCAGCUCUGCAGGAAAGGAGCUGGCCUAUCUGUGUGAGGGGGCUGCUGAGGGGGCAAUGUCCAGUGUUUGGAGUUCUGUGAAUAUUUCUGAUGCAGCCCCCCCCUCCCCCCUCCACUCCCCCAGCAGCUGACAUUGUUAUUCCUUGGAAGAAUACAGCCAGUUGCAAUGAAGCUGACCCAAGAAUGGUUUCCUACAUUAACUGCAAGCACUUUUAUUGAUUGCACUUAACGCUGUUCUGCUCCCCUUCAGCCCAGCACUUUAUUAUUUAGGGUUAGGGGAGAGAGCACUCCACAGCAGGUGUGGUGAGGCCUUUUCCCAGUGGAUAUUGUUAGGGCAAGAUCAGGGUACCAGUGUUCUGAUGAGCACUGGUGCAGGGUAGAGUGAGGAUUAUGAUGCAACCAGCCUAUGCAGGAUGAGAAAAUAGCUGAGUGAUAAGCAGAUGCCUAUUGAGGCAUUUUACAUGGAGCAUAGGAAAGAUCAGUUCUGGACUGGCUGACUAAGGUCAUGUGUAGAGCUAGUGCUUCUAGCUGCAGAGCACAGACUCAGCUCAACAGGAACUUGCCAGUUCCAUUGUGGAUGCUUCACAGUCAAGGCUUCCUGUGUCCAGAAGACAACGAAAUGAAACCAGGAACUCAUGGUUGUUUCAAUGAGGUACUCAGCCUAAGGGGAAACCAGAGUGCUCUGAGGCUAGUGAGCGGUGAGGCUGUCCUUCAAACGCUGGGCAAGUGUUUAGUGCUCUCACCAACGUGAACCUGUUCACUGUCAGCUACAGCACCUUAGCUUGCCUCUGAAAACAGGAGUCAUAUUGUAAAUCCACAGCAAACUGCAUUUCACAGUAUUUGCCCAAUUUGGCCACAGGCAAGAUGGAAACAUCCUUGUUUCUGCUUAGCUUUCAAUGAAAAAGGGAAAACCAGAACUUUUCACUCUAAGAACAUGUUUUACCAGCACUGGGAGAUGUUUACAACACUCCCACUGGUAGUGAGCUGGCUGCUCUGCACUCAGCAGAUGCAUUGUGUUUCCAUUAGGAUUUUUGGUGCAGGGUGUAAAUUGGCUGCCUACAUCAUCAUCUUGUGUAAGGGUCGUGAAAAGACCACCGCUCCUGUAGCGUGCAGAGCUGUCUUCCUUAGCUGGCAGAGAGCUGGACAGCAGCUGUCCCCAUCAUGUCAGUGGUGCAAUAAUCCUGGCUGUAAUGUGGGCUAGUGCCUUUUCUUCUUUAUUAUAUUUAUGAAGAAAACUUGAAAGUUUCUUCUCAAGAACUCUGAGGGGCUUGAGUUUUAUAUUUUUGAAUCAAAUUCAGGCCAUGCUCAGAAGGAUAUACUGCAGACUACUUGUGGGAUUCUGUCCAUACAGAUCUUUAGACAAAAUCUAACGGAGUCCUACUGAGAUUUCAAAGCACCUUGAAUUCCUUGUCACUAUGAAAAAAACCCAUAUUUUUACCAUGCAUCAGAGGACAUUUUAGGAUAUCCUUGUGCUAGUUAUGAUGUCAUCUUGAAACAGCCCCACUUUUUCCAAGGUUUAAACUCUCUCAGAGUUUGUUUGAAUACCUGUUUCAUUUGGAAAUGGAGACAAAAGCUAAUUCUUAAGAAUCACAGAACCAGCAUCAUUUUAAUCCCUUAGGCAGAGAAACAACAGCAGAAAAAGGUUAAAAAAUCAAACCCCGAACCUCUUUCAUGUUCUCUUCAUAUGAAGUAUGCAGAAAAGGCUCAUCCCAGUGUAUUUUACUGUAACUUUUAAUUCUGUCACUGGUGAUAACUUCACCAAGUAUCUGUGCCCAGGCCAAGUUUCUGAUACUUGCCAGAGCUGCAAAGCAGCCUCUGUCCAGUGUGGGACUGAUGCAGGAAUACAACUCCUCUUUCUGAGUAAGACUGUGACAGACCUUGCACUAGGAGAGUGGCAGAUGUUAAUGCAAAUCGGCUUUCCAUUUCCUGCACUGAUGUGGAAAAUCCCAUGCAUACUUACCAGUCUGAACCAGUAGCAUUGCUUGGAGAGUUGGCAGUCCCACAGGGAGAUAAUCAUGAAUAGUUCUCCUGGCUCAGUGGGGAAGGACUAAGUGAAAUAAACUCCACAGGGGAGUGUGCAGAUUUCUGAGCUGCUCCUCCUAACAGUAAUGGCAGAACGGAAUGCAAGGAAUUCCUACUCAGCCUUCUUCUCCAGUGCUGUUUCUGGUUUUGAAGCAGAAGGGGAGUUUAAUACAGCCAGCUCAUGUUUUCUGUGGGGGUGAACUGUCAGGGCAGAAAACAUACCUUGUUCUCUUACACUAGGUAGAGUCCACAGCUUUCUGUGCUUCAGCCGAUACUGUGAACUGUUGUCUCAUUCUGAGCACCACAGUCUGAGUGCUCCCCUCCACCACCACCUUUUGUUUUCCUGCCUUCCUAGAGGCAGCAAGCUUCUCCUUUGUCUUCCUCACCUUAUAAAUUAACACCACCUUAGAUUUUGAGCUCCCUUGGAGCACUGCUGUAGGUAGAACAGGUAUAAAUGGCCAAGUCUAGUGAAGGACUCGUAGCACGGGAUGGAAAGUGCUUUCCCCAUUCUCUCCCUGUUGUCCAGUCUGCUUCCUGAUUUCUGUAUGUGGUUCUUGCACAGCUACAUCCUUGCCACAGAGCAAUGUCACUAAGAAUGUCCCAUUCAUUAACAGACUUGCUGUUACAGGUUGGUGUCAUCAGGCUGUCUUGUCCCUGCUGAGUAGUGCCAGACCUGCCAUGCUCCAUGCAGCCACAAUGAAGUUAGGCUGGUGAGUUGGUUUGUCCAUCUCUUCAGUAAUUCUGUCUCUGCUGGUAAGCAUGCUUGCUAAGAACAGGUGCUCUAAAGGCACUGACCUUGGCCUGUCCAGGAAGACUUCUGCACAAGGAAUCCAUAAAGGUUACACUCACUGACAAGUAGUAGGGGGGCCAAGUACUGAGGAUAAGGGAUAGCCUCUAAGUUGCUGCCAGCACCAGGAACAGGCCUGGUGAAGGCAACACCAUAGUCUGUUGGGACCUGCUCAGAAUCCUCAACUAGAGAGGAGGGUAAAAUCCUGUUCCGAGGAGCAAGUAUUUCCCUUUCUUGGGGUGGGGCAGCUGUGAGGUCCUUCUGCACUCCUUCCAGACGGUGAUGGCUUUCUUGCCACUUGCCAAAGGCCUUCAGGCAAGAGGUUCACCUCUUUGGUUUUGUGCAGUCAUCAUCUGCCGUUCCAUUGCUGUCUGAAGAGUCCAGUGUAUUUUUCCCUCUUUUUCCACAUUUUGGAACAUGACCUUUUUUAACUCGACUCACACGACCCAGCGCAUGUGAAACCAAUACUGCAGUGCACCGUUUACUAAAUAAUCUCUUUUCAUGGUUUGGUUUGGUUUGUUUCAAGGAGGAUAAUUUCUGUAUCCCACUCCAGCAUGCACGUGUAACAACCCCUGGUUUUAUUGUGUAUGGGAGUAGGUUGUCCAGUGAAUGCACUUUCAGCACUCUGGCCUAUGUUUGUAUUGCUUUGGAGAGACAAAUAAUGUAAGAUUGCUGGAAAACACUAUUCCAUUGAUUCUUUAUUCAAGAUGUAUAGAGCAGUCCAGGAAGGAAGAAUAUUUUUGCAUCAACUUUUCAGCUGACUUAGCAAUAAAGAUUUUUACUUUCAUCUAACUCUAUAUAUUCUGAUUCCAUUACUGGAGGGAAUUUGUGCAGUACUGCAGUCAAAUGUGGCUGUGGCUGGCAGUAGCCUUGCUGUGUGUUCUCCUUCACUGACCCCUGGGUGCUGCUUUUCUUAGCAGGCUUCCAUAGUUGCAGACCACUCUGAGGGCGGGAUUUAUA